Messenger RNA from Tinamus guttatus (white-throated tinamou), 1599 nucleotides. NCBI's taxonomy places the organism in Eukaryota, Metazoa, Chordata, Aves, Tinamiformes, Tinamidae. The record is from RefSeq and is a predicted model, not a curated record.
UGGUGCGUCUUGGUGCCAGCGUGGGAGGUGUCGUGGGGUCAGCUGUGCUACUCGGUGCCCGAGGAGAUGCAGAAGGGCUCCUUCGUGGGCGACGUGGCCAAGGACCUGGGACUGGAACUGUCGGCGCUCCGCGACCGCGGCGCCCGCGUCCUUUCCGAAGGUAGGAGACAGUUUUUUUCUCUGCAUGAGAAGACCGGCCAUUUAGUGACGGCGGAACGCAUAGACAGGGAGCAGGUCUGCCGUUUGAUGGAGAAAUGCAUGCUGAGCUGUGAGGUGUUAAUCGAAGAUGAAAUGAAGGUUUAUGCAAUCGAAGUGGAAAUCAAAGAUAUUAACGACAACACACCCGCUUUCAAGGAAGUUCAGUUGGAGGAAAUAAUGAGCGAGACAACAGCCCCGGGGACACGCUUUCCGUUGCGCAGCGCUCAGGACCCGGAUAGCGGAAACAAUUCCCUACAGCGUUACGAGUUGAGCGGCGACGAACACUUCUCCCUGACCAUGCAGACAUCACCCGACGGGGAGAAACGUCCAGUGUUGGUGCUUGCGAAGCUACUGGACCGCGAGGAAGACGCUUUUCAUGAGCUGGUGCUGACGGCGGUGGACGGUGGGGAUCCAGCGCGGACGGGCACGGCGCGGAUCCGUGUGGUUGUGCUGGAUGCGAACGACAACGCGCCGGUGUUCAGCCAGGCAGUGUACACGGUGCGCGUGCGGGAGGACGUGCCCGUGGGCUCCACCCUGCUCACCGUCAGUGCCACCGAUGCCGACGACGGAAUGAACGGACAGGUAAAAUAUAUAUUUCAGAAAAUCUCCGAACUGGCAUUCGAGAUUUUCCAUCUGGACUCUAAUACAGGAGAAAUAUCUCUCGUUCAUGAAUUGGACUUCGAAGAGAUUUCAUCACAUGAACUAGAGGUGCAAGCGAAGGACGGUGGGGGCCUUUCGAACACGGCGAAAAUCACCAUCACGCUGACUGACGUGAACGACAACGCGCCGGAGAUCGCGGUGCGGUCACUGCUGAGGGCGGUGCCAGAGGACUCUCCAUCGGGGACGGUGGUGGCCCUGUACCGGCUGUGGGAGGGGCAGGUGCGCGGGGCGCCGCUCUCGUCCUACGUGUCGGUGCACGCGGAGACGGGCGCGCUGUACGCGCUGCGCUCGUUCGACUACGAGGAGGUGCGCGAGGUGGAGCUGUGGGUGGGCGCGGAGGACGGCGGCGCGCCGGCGCUGAGCAGCAACGUGUCGGUGCGGCUCUUGAUCGUGGACGAGAACGACAACGCGCCGCAGGUGCUGUACCCGCCGGCGGCGUCGCCGGGCGCGGGCUGGACGGGCGUGGAGCUGGCGCCGCGCUCGGCGGAGCCCGGGGCGCUGGUGGCCAAGGUGGUGGCGGUGGACGCGGACUCGGGGCAGAACGCGUGGCUGUCGUACGAGCUGGCCAAGGCGACGGAGCCGGGGCUGUUCCGCGUGGGGCUGCACAGCGGCGAGGUGCGCACGGCGCGCUUCCCGCUGGCGCGCGACGCGCUGCGCCACAGCCUCGUGGUGGUGGUGAAGGACCACGGGCAGCCGACGCUGUCGACCACGGCCACGCUGACCCUGGGGCUGGCCGAGAGC